AUGGCGGCUUCUGCUGUCCCCAAUCCCUACAAGCUCGGACUUAAUCAAGUGGGAUAUGCGACUUUGGUUGUCAGCAUUCUUUUCAUACUGGUAUCUACGAUCGCGGCUGUACUCCGUAUCUGGACGAGGAUAGUCAAGAGCGCUAAGUUUGGUAUUGAUGACUGGCUUCUCUUCGUCAGUGUCUUUCUUUUCUAUGCGUUUUGUGCCAAUAUUCUGGUCGGUGUUUAUACCCUCGGUGGCGGACAGGUAUACACCGACCUCGUCGUACUAUCCCGGAAGUCGCAACAGUAUCUGAAGAGCGAGUAUGCUAUCCCUCCAAUUUAUGCCACCAAUGUGACCACCGUCAAGCUUUCGAUUCUAUUCUUCUAUCGUCGCAUUUUCGAGACCCCAUGCUUUCUCAGAAACAACACUAUUGUCAUGGUAGUAUGUUGUAUUUGGUAUGUGGCGAACCUCAUCGGGGAUUUACUUUACUGCAUCCCCAUGGCUACAUUCUGGAAUCCAGCAGUUAAAGGGUCAUGUUUCAAUUUCUCCUUAUACUUUUUGAUCAUGGAGCUUUUUGAUAUGUUAUUAGAUAUCGCUAUCCUCUGUCUUCCCACAAAAAUGAUUCUUGGUCUUCACCUGCCGUUGAAAAAUAGGAUUGGGAUACUUGGUAUCUUCCUCUUGGGAGCAUUGGUUGUUAUUACUAGCGCUAUACGGAUUGGAUAUCUAUACAACCCAAGCGAGGUAGUGUUGUCACUUGCACGAGCAUCUUUAUGGUCCGUUAUCAAUUUAGGUGUAGCAAUCCUCUGUGCUUGCCUACCAACGUACAAACCUCUCUUCAGCAGAUUCUACACCAUAAGCUCUUCGCUCUGGAGUAGUUCGCUCUGGAGUAGACAUAACAGAAGCAGAAACACAGAUGAGAGUGCAAACAAGACUGCCGGUGAUGCGAAUUCUCAUCCUGCAGCUUACUAUUACAGAAUGGGGGAUAGUAAUGAGGAUAGCACUGGGGAUACGGUAUAUCACACUGGUGUUUCAACACAGAUACGAAGUAUUAGUGAGGGUCAGGUUAUACCUAUGGAUGGUGUAUUGGUUCAGCGGGAUGUUGAUAUGAAUCGUUCUAGUGCUGUUACUGGUGGAAACGAGAUAUCAAAAGUUUAA
Sclerotinia sclerotiorum 1980 UF-70 is the source of this 1137-nucleotide messenger RNA. RefSeq lists its product as hypothetical. The transcript is spliced from 3 exons. The record is from RefSeq and is a predicted model, not a curated record. NCBI's taxonomy places the organism in Eukaryota, Fungi, Ascomycota, Leotiomycetes, Helotiales, Sclerotiniaceae. Bases 1 to 1137 code for a protein of 378 amino acids.